Papaver somniferum (opium poppy) is the source of this 1123-nucleotide messenger RNA. Its product is annotated as chlorophyll a-b binding protein 13, chloroplastic-like. The transcript is spliced from 3 exons. Gene Ontology annotation, biological process: response to light stimulus; photosynthesis, light harvesting in photosystem I. Gene Ontology annotation, cellular component: chloroplast envelope; chloroplast thylakoid membrane; plastoglobule. NCBI's taxonomy places the organism in Eukaryota, Viridiplantae, Streptophyta, Magnoliopsida, Ranunculales, Papaveraceae. Bases 153 to 959 code for a protein of 268 amino acids. The record is from RefSeq and is a predicted model, not a curated record.
UUCCAUUUUGUCUGACCACAAAAUACAUGUAUAUAUAGUUCUCUCUGCACUGCAACUUAUCAUCCAUCACAGCUUUAAAACACAACUUCAAACCAAGUGCUAAGAACUACCUUAAGAGUUCAGGAAAAAAAUACAGUGCUUGAAGAAGAAAAAUGGUGUCAACUUUGAUGGCAGCUAACUCCACUACUGUUCUUAGAACCUCCCCAUUUUUGGGUCAGAACAGAGUCUCUAGUCCUAAUUCCCUUAGAGAUGUCGUUGCGAUGGGUAAUGGAAAAUAUACCAUGGCAGGAAACGAUUUGUGGUAUGGACCAGACAGAGUCAAGUACUUGGGUCCAUUCUCUGCUCAAACUCCAUCAUACCUAAAAGGAGAAUUCCCUGGUGAUUAUGGAUGGGAUACCGCUGGAUUAUCUGCUGAUCCAGAGGCCUUUGCUAAGAACAGGGCUCUUGAGGUAAUUCACGGAAGAUGGGCUAUGUUGGGAGCACUCGGAUGCAUAACCCCAGAAGUACUAGAGAAAUGGGUUAAGGUCGAUUUUAAGGAACCCGUAUGGUUCAAAGCUGGUUCACAAAUCUUCUCAGAAGGCGGUCUUGACUACUUGGGAAACCCAAACCUUGUCCAUGCCCAGAGUAUCUUGGCUGUUCUAGGUUUCCAAGUCCUACUUAUGGGUCUUGUUGAAGGUUUCCGCAUUAACGGAUUAGACGGAGUUGGUGAGGGAAACAACUUGUACCCUGGUGGAACCUACUUCGACCCAUUGGGACUUGCCGAUGACCCUGUUACCUUUGCUGAAUUGAAAGUGAAGGAAAUUAAGAACGGACGUCUUGCUAUGUUCUCUAUGUUCGGUUUCUUUGUUCAAGCCAUUGUUACCGGAAAAGGUCCUCUUGAGAACCUCUUUGAUCACCUUGACAACCCCGUUGCUAACAAUGCUUGGGUUUACGCAACCAAGUUUGUUCCCGGAGCUUAGAUAGAUGUCAAAUUUUUCAUUAUUGCUGUGAUCCCAUUUAGCUGUGAUUAAAAUGAAAUGAAUGGGGAAUGUGUGUAAAUUAUGAUUGUAAUUAGGAAUUUAAGAUUGAGAAUUCACGAAUUUGUACCAAAGAGAUUUUUAUGAAUGGAUUACAUUUCUUCUCA